CAACGGAGUGAUCGCUAUAUAGUAUGAACUCCAGCAAAGAGAAUGUUCAACCCAUCGACCGCGUUGCAUCGCUGUUGUAUUCCAGCGGUUGCGAUUCGAUACCGCAGCGCUUUCUGAUCGCCAUGGCUUCCUCCUCGCCGCUGCUCUUGCUCGCCCUCAUGCUGGCCUGGUCAGCACCAGCCUUCCUCGUGGCGGGCGCCGGCCCCGGCACCGGCGGCCAGGGGCUCAAGCACAUCCACCUUUACCUGCACGAGACCUUCGCCGGCGCCAACGCCACGGCGAUCGUGGUGGUGCCGUCACCGCUGGGGGCCAACGAGACGUUCGGGAGGGUCGGCGUGCUCGACGACGAGCUGCGCGACGGCCCGGACCCGAAGAGCUCGUCGCUCGUGGGCCGGUACCAGGGCUUUUUCGCCGGGGCCGGGCUCGUGAGCCCGCCGGGCAUGCAGUCGGCGAUCAACUUCGUGUUCACGGCCGGGGAGCACACCGGGAGCACGCUGGCCAUGAUGGGGCCUGUUCUGAGCUUCACGGGCCCCAUUGAGCGCUCCGUGGUGGGCGGCACCGGCGCGUUCAGGAUGGCGCGUGGGUACUGCGUCAUGGAAGCCGCGGGCAGCCCCACGCCAGACUCCAUCGUCUACGAGGUCGACCUAUACGUGAAGAUGGAUUAUGCCUGAUCAUUUCCCUCCUCUCGUACCCUGUAUCGAUCAUUAUCCUGUAUACCAUGCAUGAGUGUUGUUCAGGUGUUCGCUAUCCCUGCAGGAAAGCAAUAAGGCCUUGAUUGGAUUGUCGUGUUCCCUCUAAAUACACCCAUAAGAAAUACAGAUAUCAGCUCAUCGUUUUGUUUCCUUCCGAAA
Molecule: messenger RNA, 851 nt
Organism: Hordeum vulgare subsp. vulgare (domesticated barley)
Lineage: Eukaryota; Viridiplantae; Streptophyta; Magnoliopsida; Poales; Poaceae
Product: dirigent protein 1-like
Exons: 1
Coding region: 24-671 (215 amino acids)
Source: RefSeq, a predicted model, not a curated record